CUCUGUGUGGGAUAUUCAGUUGGACGUCUUCCUUCCGGGAGAAAGCUGCUCAUUAUCGUUGAACUGUGUUCCUAGGAUUAUGAUUAUGAUUCAGGUUCUUUGCUUAUGUUCUAUUGUUUUUGUCAGUUAUAAAAAAACAUUGUGGAUUGCAUACUGAUUUCAGAGUUAGUACACGGAAGGAAUAAAUGCGAUUGUGAUUUUAAUUAAAGAUUACAAGCGUCACGAAGAAAAUUUCUGUUAAACCGCAUUUUCCGAAGAUAUCUGCAAGGAUUCGUUUUGGAAAAGUCCACCUGCAUAGUUUGGGAAAUAAUAAUGCCAAGGAAUAAAUUAGAAAACAGAAAUAAUGAAUGGAACUGCCGAAUUUCUUUCUCCAGCGUCCAAAUGGCUGUCUUCGCCAAGGCCUCCUGCAGUUGGAGAAGAAGACAAGAAUUUCCAUGACACCAGUCAAUGGUUUUUGGAAUCUCCCAAAAAUUUCAGCUACAACAUGGAAGAACGUGAGCCUCCAUGUGGUGGAGGUGACAAUUCACCAAACCACCCAGGUACUCCAGAAACUUCAGGUAGCUUGCAACAGACAAAGCAAUCUGUAGAAAAUUCUCCAAAUCCCAGUCCUCCGCCACCGCUUAAAUGGGCUCAGAGCUUAAGUUGCUUACUAGAAGAUAUACAGGGUGUGACUUUGUUUAGAGAAUUUUUGCUCCAGGAAGGUCUGAACCAGAAAGGUUUAUUAUUUUUGAUUGCAUGUAGAGGUAUGGGAGCAGUUGCCAAUGAUAAAGAAAAGCGGAUAAAAGUAGUAACUAUGUUAUAUGAAAAAAAUGUAAAGCUUUUUCAUGAAAUUACUGAUGAAACAAAGAAAGAAAUUGAGAGAAAGCUCUCAACGAACACUGAUAUUGAUGACACAAUCUUUGAUGAUGCUCAACGGGAAGUUGAGGCUUAUAUCAUGAAAACUACUUACCCUAAUUUUUUAAGUUCAGACAUUUACCUUCAGUAUCUUGGAGGGUUACAGAAUCAGUCAUCAGCUGAGAAAGACAAUAUAGUUUCAUCUGAUCAUGGUGAACUUUUGCCUACAGUUCAUGAAGAUAGUGAGUUACAAAUUUCUUCAAACAGCAAAAUUCUUAUUGAAAAAGACUUCUGGCAAAAGAACAAAAUUUCAUCUAGUAAAUUAAGGCUUGACGGACAAUCCGGGUUAUACUUAAAAUCACCAUAUGGAAACUAUAGCAGUUAUCAUUCUAAAUAUGGGUCUUUUUUACCAGCAUCUGCUCAAGAUUCUGAGUUACAAAGUUUGUCCUCAGAUGCUCAAACAGAUGAUACAAUGUCUGUUACUGACGGUAGUACUGUUGAUUGCCCUACAUACAGUAAAAGCAGGCAAAAGCGACAACAGAAAGCACUAAAACAUAGUGCAGCUCUCAACAAAGACAGACUUAGUCACAGUACUUUUAUACCUCGUACACAAAGAUUACUGGAGCAGAAACUAUCAGAAGAAGAAUUUCAUGCAAUCUUAGUAAAAAAGUUAAAUAAAGUAUUAGAAGAACAAAAGCACAACCAAAAGGUCUCUGAAAAGCUGAAAGCAAUUGAGGAACCAGAAUCUUCUAAACCAGAGGUGACAUCUAUUCAGAAAGGAUCCCACAAAAAUAGUGCACCUCCAGUUUUGGAUACAGCAUUCUUUAUUAGUCCAAGUGAGGAUAAUGUUCAAGACAUUCUGGAUAAACAUGUGUCUAGAGUCUUCAAAGAUUCUUGUCAACAGACACCAACUCUGUCACCUGGUUGUAUGUCUCCUUUGACUCAUGAACCCUCACCUCUGACUCGUGAAGCAUCAGAACGUUCUCGAGUUCGUUGGCCGUAUGAUCCCUCAUUACAAGAAUCUGUUGGAACAGGGUUCAAAAUGGGACAGGGAUACCUAAGACAUGGAAAGGAUCAGGACACUAAUUCAGUGGAACCCAUUCCUGAUGAAUUUUUAGAUUCUCAGAGUAGACGUAGCAGAGAGCAGGCAAAGCGCCUGUUUAUCAAACAAAAGUUAUCUGCAAUGACAGACAGUAGGAGCAGUUUCUUUGAUAGUGGAAUAAGUGCUUGUGAACCAAACCCCAGCAAUUCAAAAGUCACUCGUUGGUUGGAAUCUAAAAGGUAUACAUCAGAUGCAGAACGGGAAGUUCACUGGAAAAACUCAUCUACCUCACCUGUUCUUAGCAGAACUAGUUCCAGUCAAAAGGAUAUAAUUUAUAAUUGUUCACGUCCUGCACCUCUAAAUUAUGGAAAUUCUUCAUGGACCUGUAUUGCUACACAGAUUACUCCAGAUCCUUCAGCACCACUUAUGCCUCCUUCUGACACUACCACAAAUCUUUUGGAAGCGAGAAGAAGGCUUGAGGAUGAAAGCAGAGCAAAAAUGGGGAAAAUAAAGAUGAAAUCUAAAUUGUGUGAAUCAGUAGAUGAGAGUUAUAGGAGACAAAGUAAAAGGUAUCCUAGCAAUCCUAUGGAAGGACCAUCAAGCACUGGGUCCAGUGAAUAUACAGCUAUUGGCUACAGUUAUGGUCGACAUUCAGUGCCUUAUUUAUCAAAAUUUCGUGGGAAAAAUAUAACUCUAAGACAAUUUAAAUCUAUUUUAUCCAAGAAAGGAAACUUCAGGUAUUUUUUCAAGAAAGCCAAUGAUGAUUUUGGCACAGGAGUAGUCUUUGAGGAAAUUACUGAAGACCAUGAUAUUCUUCCACUCUGGGAAGGAAAAGUAUUUUGUGUUAUUGAGUCAGAGGAUAAUAAUUCAACCAUGUAAUUAGAUAACAUUAGUGAAAUGGUUGAAUUAGAUAAUAUAAGUUAAAUUUUUAUAGCACUGUGAUUAACUCUGAGAAAUUCUCAAGUUUCAAGGAUUUUAUGAAGAUUAUGAACUUAUGAGUGAGAGACAAUUGCCAAAAAAACUGCAGUUAAAAAAUAAACAAUACAGGAGCUUACAUUCAUCAUAUUUUCAGACAUCAUCUUUCAUUAUUAUGUUCCUGUUUGCUAUUUGUGUGACUUCAAAAAAUAGACAAGAAAUAUAGCAAAUUCAUAAGUUUUUUGUAUCUAUAUGUAUUAUAAUAUAAAUUUGAAAUGUGCUUAGAACAAGUCUGUUUUUAUAUACAAAAUAUUUAGUACAAAUAUAAGAUGUGAGAUUAUUUGCAAUUGCCCCGUGUAAAUUUCAUGGAUAUUCCCCCCCCCCAAAUCUUACUGCUCUCUCUCUCUCUCACUUUGUUUUUAAAUCAAUAGUUAUCUUAGAUAUGCAUAACAAAUAAGAAAACAGUACAAAAAAGAAAUUUUCAAAUAUUUAUUUGAAAAUUAUUAAAGUUUAUGUAAAUGUGCAAUGUAUAGUUGAGUUUUUAUUUUUAUCUUCCGAGAUAAAAGCAAGAAGUUUAUUAUAAAGCUCAACAAGUUUUUAAAUACAAUCAUGUUUAAAACAUUUUAAAUGAAGUUGAAUUUGUUUGUGCUGUUUAUAUCAGAUUUGUUUGCGAUUAAUUUUCUGUUAAUGGGAGAAACUAUUAGCUUUUUUAAAGAUUAUAUAUGUAAAGUUUUUCAAGUACUCAUUAUAGAGACAAGGCUAAAAUUAAGGGUUCUUAUCAUAAGUUUAGGAUAGUCAUUUUUCCUGCUGGAGGAUAAUUUUGUUUUUCUUGCAAAUAAAUUCUCCCAUUUUAAUGUUCAGGAAAAUGGAAUUACUAUUUUUAAUUAUGGAAGUUUAUGGCUGCUGAUUUGCUUGCACACAGUUACAAUUUCCAUUGAGUAAAUGUUCAGCUAGGUACUUGCUUGAAAAACUGCAGAAUACAUUAUCAAGAAUACUUAUAUUUUAGUUGCAUUUAAUUUUAUCAGAAAAAACGUUUAAAAAAAUGGGAGCCGUCAAACAUUUAAUUGAGGAUAACUUAAAUGUGUUGUUUAACAUAGGAUAAUUUAAACAGCAUAUUAAAAAAAGAUAGAAGUUAUGGAUUUGCAUAAAUACAAACUUUUUCCCCUUGUACAGAAAUUUAAAAGUUGAAUGCAUUUAUACAUGAUUUUUAAAACUGGCAUUUACUAUUUAUUGUGCAUUAAGUUUAUUGGUUAAGUUUUUUAGAGAGGUUUUAAUUUUUUGCAUCCUUAAUACCUUCACCAUGAUUAACACAUUGAACUAUGCAUUGUAUAAUAUGGGAGAUUUAGAGGUUCUCAUUAUCAUAAUCAAAAACAAAUAUGCAUAUAACUAAAAGGGCAUUUCUUGGGCUGAAAAAAAGAGCUUUCUGACUGGAAGUUUGAUUUUCUUUAAUCCCUUCAAUCUUUAAAAUUGUUUAUAAAUGUAUCACAAAUAAGAUUAGUUAUAAUUUUAUGAAGUUUAAGGGUUAAAAUAUUUUCAACCUAGUUUACUGACAUCAUUAUUCAUGUAGUCCUCCCAUAAAUUGAUAUGAUCAUAGCUCAGUCCUUCCUAAAAUUUUAUGCAUCAUCAUGAGUAUACCAUGAUGAUGCAUAAAUACUACCAGAAUGAAUUAUAUAGUGUUGCAAUUUGUAAUAAUUAAAGGAGAAUAAAAUGAAAUGUUGCUGAUUGCCUUUUGAAAUUUUUUAAGAUUUAAAUAUGGUGUUAUUCUAGUAUGAUAUAAUUUCUUUGAGGGGUUAAGCUUAAAAUUAGUGCCUUCUGAAUUUAAAAGUGCCUUUCAUCUCCCAAUCAUCAUCUCAAAAUAAAGAGCAUUGUGUAUUCUAAAUUUUAAAAUAAAUUCUUGGUCCACUGUAUGUAAAUUUUAUUAUUUUUAACUUAUUUGGAUCGGCCUUUAUUUUGUUAAAGUGCUGUGAAAUAUAGGCUGCCCUUAAAAAUCAGUGCAUUUCACAAAUUAAUUUUUUAAUUAAUAAAUUAAAAGACAAUUAGCACAAAAAUAUGUAAAAUUAUGUAAUUUCACAAUUAAUGCAUAAAUAUUUUUCUGUCAAUUAUAUCUAUUAACAUAAUAUAUCUAACUAUCUAAAGAUCCUACUAAAUGUCGAAGAGCUCUGAAUUUCCUUCCAUCAUAAUAGCUUUAAUGAAUCUCGGUAAUCUUUGCUGUAAAUCAACAAUAUUUUUGAUUGGUUGAAAUGCAGUACAAAUGUUCAUUGACCUGUAUAUAACUGUUACAAAAAGUUUUUGAUAUUUGUAACCCUAUAAUACUAAUUUUAACCAUUGACUUAUUUUAUCUAAUGAUUAUCUAAAAAAGAUCUUUCAUAGAAAGAAAUAUUCUUAAUUCAGACUUCAUAAAUUGCAUGUUCAGAAGAAACAUAGUGAAAUCCAAGAUGUGAAUUUAUUCUUUUCUUUACUGCUCUUUUGAAAAAUUUUAAUACAUAAAAUAUUAAGUAAAUUUGUGUAUAUAUUAGUUUUCUAAGUGAGCUUGGAUUUUAUAGAUUAAUAUUAUAAGCAUAUUUCUAUACUAUGAACCAGACAUCUUAAUACUUCAGACUUAUCAGUUAUAUGUUCAUGUGGAAAUUUUAAGGCUGCAUUAUUUCUAUAAUCUCAACAAAGUAUAUGUUCUAUAAAUUCAGAUAGAAUUUACUCAUGAAAUUUUUGUGAAUUAAUUUGUGCAUGGUUGUGUAUUUUAAAUUUAAAAUAUAGUAAUUCUUAAUUCUAAUAAAAAGCUGAGUUUUUCAAAUUGUGCUUCUCUAAGCGCACUUUUCUUUGACAUGAUUAUAAGGGGUGCUUAAUCUACAAACUGUAUAGUUUCUGCUACUUAAUUGUAUAAGAAAAUAUUAAAUUUUUUACUAGUCUUUGUGUAAAGAGAAGCACAUUGUUGCCAUGCAAAGAUGCUUAUUUAUUACUGUAUAAAAUUCAUUACAUGUUUUCAUCACCCUUUUUUGCGUGGCAACAGUGGAACUUCUGUUAAAUGAGAUAUUUAUUUGAAAAUGUGAGAUAUAUUGAUUUUUAUGGAUGGAUUGCAGUUGUUGUUUCUUUGGAACUAGACACUGAAUUUUAAACUGCCACAUUAGGAUUUAGUGUUAACAGAAAUAUUUAAAUUGGUUCUUCAUGGAACAGGGUAUCGCUUAGUUACACUGAAAAUUUUUUUGCAAGCUUAUGCAUGGAGGUAAAAACAAUGAAAUACAUUCCGAUGACCUCAGAAAUCACUUGAGUUAUGCAAACAAGGUCAUUCUUCCUUUUCUUCUCUUGCGGAAUGUAUCUCAUUUUUAGAAUGAGGAUGUGUUAUGUGCAAUUUUGUGAAGGAGCAACAUACCAAUAAAAUUUCAAAUGCAAGAAAUAGUAUUUAAAAAAUGAAACAAAUAUAAAUUAAAAUUAAAAUUUAUUUUGUUUCCUAAUCUGUAGGCUAUAAUUUGUAAAUAAUUCUAAUUAAUUGCAGUUGUGUUGUCGGUGUUAUUUCUACACUUCAGAGUAGGAAUGAUAUAAAUUUAAAAC
Molecule: messenger RNA, 6334 nt
Organism: Stegodyphus dumicola
Lineage: Eukaryota; Metazoa; Arthropoda; Arachnida; Araneae; Eresidae
Product: axin-1-like
Biological process (GO): positive regulation of proteasomal ubiquitin-dependent protein catabolic process; positive regulation of protein kinase activity; cell development
Cellular component (GO): beta-catenin destruction complex; plasma membrane; nucleus
Molecular function (GO): molecular adaptor activity; protein kinase binding; beta-catenin binding
Source: RefSeq, a predicted model, not a curated record